GUUAAAUAAGCGAGGUUAGUGUUUGAUUAAAAAAGAGAGGGGUGGAAAGUAAACCCUAGAAAAAUUGCCAACAAAUUUUCACAUCAAAUCACAGAAUAAAAGCAUUUCUGUAUCUCGGCCGCCUGUGUUAGGGUUUGUGCUCCAUUUUUAACUAAAUCAUUACUCUGAUGGAUAUUCGUCCGAUUAAGAAGCAACCUCAAUCCACCGCACCAUUGUUGCCGACAUCCAUACCCGACGAACUCGUGGCAGAAAUUCUGUCAAGACUUGAUGUGAAAACUAUAGUGCGAUUCAAAAGCGUGAGCAAAUCCUGGAACACUCUCAUCUCCGAUCCAGCUUUUGUCGACAAGCAUCUACAGAAGUCAUCACAAAAACAAAAUCUAAUAGUAAUAUGGAAUGAUAACGAUGGUUAUAAUGUCUCACGCAUCCCCUUGCAUCGUUUAAUCGGAAAUCCAUCCAUCGGCAUUCACAGCCACAACAAUAGCCAUUAUUUGGAAAGGGGUUGCUAUAUCGCUGGUUCUUGCAACGGAUUGAUCUGCUUGUUUUCCAAAUAUUUCUAUAUCACAGAAAAUGUUGGAUCUCGACAUGUUGGGCAUGAGAACUACUCCAUCUAUUUCUGGAACCCUUCCACCGGAAAAAAAUCUGAAAAAUUAGGGUCGUUUAGUUAUAGCACUCCUCUAGACCGUCUUCGUCCUUUCCACACUUUGUCAAACUCUUUUCAGUUUGGAUUUGGUUAUGAUGAUUCAAUGAAAACUUACAAGGUUGUGGCCUUUCAUGCUAAAGAGAACAAACCAGCUCCGGUGACAAGUGAGGUCAAAGUUUUUAGUUUGGGUGGUAACUGUUGGAGAAAUAUUCAAAGUUUUCCGGUCAUUCCUCUUAAUGGAUUGAAUCAUAGACAUACUUGUCUUAACAAUGGUAUGCAUUUGAGUGGCACUGUUAAUUGGUUGGCUGGUCUGAAUGAUUUCUAUUCUAUUCAUGAAUACCGGUAUAUUACUAAUGUUGAGGAUUUUGUGAUUAUUUCGCUUGAUCUUUCAACGGAGACAUACAAGCAGUUGUUGCUGCCUCAAGGCUUUGAUGAGAUUUCAGCUGUUUGGCCAGUUCUUAUGGUUUUGAUGGAUUGUCUUAGUUUUUCUUAUGAUACAAAAGACAAUGGUUUUGUUUUAUGGCAGAUGAAAGAGUAUGGAGUUCAAGAGUCUUGGUCUCAAUUAUUUAAGAUUAGUUACCAGAAUGUUCAAGACUGUUGCAUUAAGGAUUAUUAUCAAACGGUAUGCCUUUAUAAAAAUGGUGAUAUGGUAAUAUUUGCAAAACCACAGUGCUCCAACCAAGCAGUGAUUUAUAAUGUGAGAAAUAAAAGAGUAGCGAGAAUUCUAGUUCAAGACUGCAUUGAUUGGUCCUUUCAUGCAAGUGUUUAUGUCGAAAGCUUGGUUGCAUUUCGUUGAA
This is a messenger RNA of Medicago truncatula (barrel medic), 1437 nucleotides long. Its product is annotated as F-box/kelch-repeat protein At3g23880. Gene Ontology annotation, molecular function: protein binding. The transcript has a single exon. NCBI's taxonomy places the organism in Eukaryota, Viridiplantae, Streptophyta, Magnoliopsida, Fabales, Fabaceae. Bases 168 to 1436 code for a protein of 422 amino acids. The record is from RefSeq and is a predicted model, not a curated record.